CUUGGAGAGGGAUGUUGAAGACUGGUAGUUUAUUUUAGCUUCUAUAGCACUGGGUUGGAUAAAAAUUACCGCGAUGAGCGACGGAGAGAAAAGAGAGUCUCUUAGUCGGGAGGUGGAUCCAGCAAUUUGGGCCGUGGCUCCUCGAUUGCAUCAAGAAGAGGGCCCCGUUGAUGUAACAGCCAGUCCAGCUUUUCAAUGCUUGGACGAGUUGUUUUCACAAGGGAAACUAGCAGGAGAGAAAGUGGCUAAGCUAAAAGCCAAAUAUACCAGCCUUCAUGAACGUCUUAAAGCUACAAGAGAGCAGGAAUCUUCACUGCUUCACAAGGCAAAGGAAAUGCACCAAGAAGUACAAAGACAGAGAGCUGAGUUGGAGAAAGGAGACAGCUUUCCUGAUGGUGACAACACUGAGGUUAACAAAUUAAGGCAAGAACUUCUGAAACAUCACAAUGAACUAGCACAGGCAGAUGAAAGGCAGUAUCAACUGGAAUUCAAACUGGAAGGUUUGAGAGAAGAAAAGAUGAUGUUGGAAAGGGAUUAUGCAAGGAUGCCCAAACCUGGUGAAAUAGAAAAGCAGGUCAAAGAACUGCAAAAAUCAGUCGAAGAACUCAAAGUUGAAAUUGCACAAAGAACUAUUGAUUGUAAAAGUCUGAAGGAAGAGGUUGAAAACAGGGAAGUGCAAGUAAAUGCACUGAGAAAAGAGGUAGAAGAUGAUCUAGAGGAACAGCAAAAUUUAAGGGAUCAACUGGUACAAGUUCACUCACAACCAGCACAUAUAACCAAACAGACUGAUCUUUUGUCAAGACAACUCAGGGAAGUAGAUGAAAAACGAUCCAACUUGGAUGGAAACAUAGAUGAAAUAUCAAAAGAGCUCCAGAGAACAGAAGGAAAAAAGCAAUAUUUGGAAGAUGAAAAAAAAGACUUAUCAGAAGCUCUUGACAAACAGCGUCACAUUUUUGAGUCAAAGGACAGAGAGGUUGAUUUACUUGCCAAGGAAUUUGAACUUGCCAAAGAGCGACAAGCAGAAUUUCUAGGAGACAGGGGAACAUUAGAUUUGAAUUUGAAGCAUGCUGCCAUAGAAAAGAAGACCAAUCAUGAUAUUCAUGCCAGGAAAUUGCGAGAAAAAGAGAGGGACGCAAAAGCUUUGAAAAAGAGUGAGUUGCAGAUGAAAGUGGGAGAGGAUGCGUUGGCGCAUGUGAGAUCCGUUUAUGACAAAGUCAAGGCUCAGGUUGACAGUGCUCCAAGAGAUGAUGGAACAUUAUUGGAAAAAAGGAAAGAGCUUCAAAGGGAAGUUGAUGUCACAAAACGCACUCUUGCUCAACAGAAUGCACUAACUGCUCAUGAGCGCGCACGUGUGGAACAGAUGAUUCAAGAAGAGGAACGACUUCUAAUGGAACAGAGUGAAUUGAGAGUCGAUGUCAUUGAUUUGACAAGACUAGCACAGAUUAAGGCAGAUGAAAGAGAGCAAAAAGCCAGGGAUUACAUGAGAGCUGAGCUGAGAUACCAACGUGCUCUUGAAGACUUGAAAACCAAAAACCUUAGUAUUCAAGACAGUGCGAAGAAAUAUGCAGAGAUGCAGCACAGACUGGCUGACUUUGCUAAGCUGUACGAUGUCAUAAAAAAUGAACGGAACAAAUGCGUGAACUUAAUCCAAACUAGUACACAGAAAGCUGCUGAAAUGAGAGAGAAAAUUAAGAUUCUUCAAAACGAGAUAGAAAUUCUACGAUCAAAAGUAAACGCAAAAGACAGACUCCUUCAGAAAGCUCGCCUGAAAAGGAACAAUGCAGUCGUAAUCCGCGAUAGUUUAAGAAACGAAAUGAGUAAAAGAUCUAAGACUGAAGAAGAGAACAGGGAGAAGAGAGAACAACUGAGGUUGGACAUUGCGAAACUCAAUGAUCUAAUAAACAAAGCGGAAGAAAACAUGGUGCAGUUGAGGAAACGUUAUGAAAGCGGAGUGCAGGAAAGAAACGACAUGGGAAUACACCUUAUCGAGACCAACGAAGAAGUAUGUGUAUUUUAUGAAAAGCUUAACAUACAAGACACAAUGAUUCGCAAUGGAGAUGUAGAAUUGAGAGCCAGGGAAGAAGAAAUACGUUUUCUGAAGAUGGAGGUCAAUGAGACUAAACGGUCAAUAGCGGUCGCCCAGAAAAACAUGCCAAACAAGAGAGCCCUAGACAACGAGCUUGUCACCUCACAAAUUCAACUCGUAGCUUGUCGCGAGCGACUCGCCCAGCUCGAGAAGAAGCUCGAAGAUCCUUCGGAUGAAAAUCGUGUUCGGCUCCUUGGCGGCGAGGACCCUGAACCCGAGAUACUCGCCAAGAAAAUAGAGGAACUUGAGUUGAGACUGGCAGAGAAGGAAGAAAAACUCCUAGAGAAAGAUUUGAUUUUUGAAGAGGUCACAAGAUUGGCAGACCGAACAAAGAAAAAGUCGGAGACCGGCAAAGAAGAUACAUUGGAAUUAGCUAAAAAGGUAAAUGAAUACCAGGCCAAAAUAAAGGACACCACUCGUAAAAUGAUGGCGCUAGUGUCAGAGCUGUCCAUGAAUCAAGCGGCCGCCAUGAAACUGCAGCAGGAAGUGAAGGGCAAAGAACAAGAGCUGGAGCAGUGUUACGUCCGCAUGGAGAGAGGAGAGGCGCCCUGUGAGGAGGCCGAGAGGGACUGGCUCAGAAUGGUUCGAGACGAAGAACGUAGAACGAAAGAACUCUUGGAAAAGAAAGAGCGCGAAGAAGAGGAAGAACAUUAUCUACUGCCUGGCGGAAUCUACACAACAGCUGAGCCUCGACCUAAUGCUUACAUCCCGGAUGAUGACUCAGAACUUCCUAUUCCCAGGCCCUAUGGUUCAUUAGCACCAUUUAAACCCACGGAGCCUGGGUCAACAAUGCGCCACAUUCGGAAACCGAUAAUAAAGCCGAUUGAGAUUUAAUGUAAACGUAUGCAAAGUCUAUGGUCUGUUUGUUUGCGACCACUUCAGAAAAUGAAUGAACUCAAUUUUGGGGUUUCUUGGAACAAAUCUGUAAGAAGGAACUUGCAGUUUCAAAGUGUACAGCCUUUCCACUUUGUAAAUACUUGUAGAUAGCAAAUAUUUAUUAAACAUCUACUUAAACCA
Pocillopora verrucosa is the source of this 3103-nucleotide messenger RNA. RefSeq names its product coiled-coil domain-containing protein 146. Gene Ontology annotation, cellular component: cytoskeleton. The record is from RefSeq and is a predicted model, not a curated record. NCBI's taxonomy places the organism in Eukaryota, Metazoa, Cnidaria, Anthozoa, Scleractinia, Pocilloporidae.